Messenger RNA from Cuscuta campestris, 3985 nucleotides. NCBI's taxonomy places the organism in Eukaryota, Viridiplantae, Streptophyta, Magnoliopsida, Solanales, Convolvulaceae. The record is from the annotation of a GenBank genome assembly.
CCAAACUCUCAAACCCAAGCAGUAGCACGAACGGAAGUCGCCGAGAGAGAGGCCAGAAGGAAGUUGCGGAGAGAGAGAGACGCCGUCGCCCGCCUGCACGCUCAACUGCUGCUGCCCGCCAGUCACCGAGAGAGAGACGCCGCUGCCCGCCAGACGCCACCUCGCCGGAAAUUCUCCAGCCUCCAGGUGCCAGAGUCCAGGUACGGAGGGUAAAGGAGAGGCAGCUCGUAAAGCUAUGGAGAGGCCGCACUUGAAGAAGGAGAAAGACUACUCGCUGUUUAGCGAGCUGUUCACACAUCAUAUAGAGUCGUUCGACUACAUGAUUGACCAAGGCCUUGAGACCAUGCUUAUGGCCAUCAAGCCAGUUGAGGUAUCCCAUCAAGCCUCCGGCAGCAAGCUUAGAAAUAUCCUCUUUUGCAUUCUCGUACUGUGGUUUGGGAAACCUGAAUUAUUCCCCCCUGAAAAGGAGCGUGGUUACAAGGGCCUUAAUGAUCCUCUGUAUCCUUUUGAGUGUAGGCAAGCUAAACUUUCAUAUACAGGAAAGUUUGUUGUGGAUAUCUGCCUUCAAUUUGACGAUGGAGCUGUUGUAAGAGAGAAAUUUAAUCUAGGGCAGUUUCCUAUUAUGCUGAAGUCAAAAUUAUGCCGCUUGAGAACGGCUGACAACUCCCAAAAAUUAGUACGUCUCAAGGAAGAGCCAUCAGAAAUGGGCGGAUACUUCAUUUUGAAUGGUCUUGAACGUGUAGUCCGACUUCUAAUAUUGCCAAAACGAAACUAUCCAAUGAGCUUGGUGAGAAAUUCAUUUCGUGAUAAGCGAGAAGGGUAUACUGAUAAAGCUGUUGUGAUAAGAUGUGUAAGAGAAGAUCAAUCUGCGGUUUCAAUAAGACUGUAUUAUCUUAUUAAUGGAAGUGCGAGACUUGGAUUCUGGAUACAAGGAAGGGAAUAUUUGCUUCCUGUUGGUGUCAUAUUAAAGGCCCUUGUUGACACAACUGAUCGUGAUAUAUAUGUCAGCUUAACAUGUGUUUAUAAUGAGAUUUAUGAUAAAGCAAAGGGAGCUGUUGGCACCCAGCUUUUUGGAGAAAGGGCAAGCAUUAUCUUGCAUGAAGUUACAAGCCUUUCUCUUUUUACACGUAGACAGUGCCUCCAACAUAUUGGUGAACAUUUUCAACCUGUUAUGUCUGGUAUGGAAGAGGAAACUUAUUCUGCUGUUGCUGAAGCUGUGCUCCGAGACUACAUAUUUGUCCACUUGGAUAACAACCAUGAUAAGUUUAAUUUGCUUAUCUUCAUGUUGCAGAAGCUUUUUUCUCUAAUAGAUCAAACAUCUGUUCUGGACAACCCAGACUCCUUGCAGAAUCAAGAAGUUUUGCUGCCUGGUCACUUGAUAACAAUAUAUCUAAAGGAGAAGCUUGAAGAUUGGUUGUUGAGGACAAAACAGUCACUCAAAGAUCAAAUUGCCAGCAAAGCCGAGAACUUUCAGUUUAUCCUUGCUGAUGUGAAGAAAGUUUUUGAAAAAAAUGGUCCGAGACAGAUCACUUUAGCUAUUGAGAAUAUGUUGAAGACUGGGAGAUUGGCCACACAAUCUGGUCUUGAUUUGCAGCAGAGAGCUGGAAUGACUGUUCAGGCAGAAAGGAUAAAUUUUCUGCGAUUCAUUUCACAUUUUAGAGCUGUUCAUCGAGGUUCUGCCCUUGCUGGUCUUCGUACUACCAGUGUGCGGAAAUUGUUGCCCGAAUCAUGGGGUUUUUUAUGUCCUGUUCAUACACCUGAUGGGGAAUUAUGUGGAUUGCUAAACCAUUUAGCUGCUGCUUGUCGUAUAACCUCAUAUUAUGAUUCCAAAGGAAACAUCAAAGACUUUCGCAGAAUGAGAAUGUCAAUCAUAGAUGUGCUAAACAAUAUUUGUUUUAUGAAGUCAGCAAUGCCAAAGCUUCCCAAGGCAGGCCCUCCUGAACUACUUACUGUUCUUCUGGAUGGCCGUGUUGUGGGUUAUGUACCAUUGGACCUUGUUGAAAAAGCUAUCACUCAUCUGCGAAGACUAAAACUAUCAACUGUAUCGCCGAUUCCAUUUGACUUGGAGGUGGGCUAUAUACCUCUGAGCAUGGGUGGGGCAUAUCCUGGUAUAUACCUGUUCACAUCUCCUUCUAGAUUUAUCCGACCAGUUAGAAACAUCUCCGUUCCUCCUCAAGAUGACAAUGAUAUUGAACUGAUUGAAAUCCAUCCAAAAAAUAUGCUGAGUGUCGUUGGUAAUUUGACACCUUGGUCCGAUCAUAACCAGAGUCCCCGCAAUAUGUAUCAGUGUCAGAUGGCGAAACAAACUAUGGGGUUCCCUUCACUGGCCAUAAAUUGCCGCGCUGAUCAAAAGCUUUAUCACCUUCAGACCCCACAGACCCCCAUUGUACGUACUGGAGCGUAUGAGAAAUAUUGCAUUGAUGAUUAUCCCUUAGGAACAAAUGCAAUUGUUGCAGUUCUUGCUUAUUCAGGUUAUGACAUGGAGGAUGCCAUGGUCUUAAAUAAAUCAUCUGUUGACCGCGGGAUGUGCCAUGGGCAUGUAUACCAGACAGAAACAGUUGAUUUGGCUGAACAAAGUGCAAAGUCAGAUCGUGUUCAGAAAAUGUUUAAGAGAAGCUAUAAUAAGAAGAACCCUCAGCACCUGAUUGACCGCCUGAUUGAUUCUGAUGGACUUCCAUAUGUUGGCCAGAAGAUCAAUCCAAAUGAGCCAUAUUGCAGUGUCUACAGUGACAUAACAACUAAUUCACAAACCAUCACAUUGAAGGGUACAGAAUCUGUUAUUGUUGACUAUGUUGCUGUUGAUACAAAGACCAAAAGUAAUAUUCAAAAGGCAAACAUACGUUUUCGACGUUCUAGGAAUCCGAUAAUUGGAGACAAAUUUAGCAGUAGACAUGGGCAAAAGGGGGUGUGUUCACAACUAUGGCCAGAUAUUGAUAUGCCUUUCUCAGCAGUUACAGGAAUGAGGCCAGAUCUAAUAAUUAAUCCUCAUGCAUUCCCUUCAAGGAUGACUAUUGGAAUGCUUUUGGAAUCAAUUGCUGCCAAGGGAGGAGCUUUACAUGGGAAGUUUGUCGAUGCAACGCCAUUUUCUACUAUAGUUGAAAACGACACGGGAUCAAAUUCUGAUUCAGAUUCACUAGUUGAUGAUCUUGGGUCUAUGCUGAGAGCCCGUGGGUUCAAUUACCAUGGUGUAGAGGUACUCUAUAGCGGAUUUUAUGGGACAGAACUAACAUGUGAAAUAUUUAUUGGGCCAGUUUAUUAUCAAAGGCUUCGGCACAUGGUUUCAGAUAAGUUUCAGGUGCGCUCUACCGGAAGGGUGGACCAAGUGACUCGGCAGCCCAUCAAAGGAAGAAAAUACGGGGGAGGCAUUCGAUUUGGGGAGAUGGAACGGGACUCCCUCUUGGCCCACGGGGCAGCGUAUCUGUUGCACGACAGACUCCACACCAGUUCUGAUCACCACAUUGCAGAUGUGUGCUCACUCUGUGGGAGCAUCCUCACCUCGACACUCAUCCAGCCGCCCCAAAAAAUACAAGAGAUCGCCGGGCUCCCUCCUGCCAGAGAACCCAAGAAGAUUGUGUGCGUUGCGUGCAAGACGAGUAAGGGAAUGGAGACGGUCUCUAUGCCUUACGUCUUCAAGUAUUUGGCUGCCGAAUUAGCAGCCAUGAACAUUAAGAUGGACCUCAAGCUGAGCAAUGUUGCAGGUGCUUGAAAUUCCCAGCCCUUCUAUGUUUUUUUUAUUUAAAAAAAAAAUCCAAAUUCCAACUCAAACUGUUGUGCCAUUUGUAGUUCUUUUGUUAUAAGCAAUGUCAUUUUCAAUCUUGAGAUGUUUUUCUUGGGAUAUACCCAAUAUUUAUCUAUGAGCUGGUUAAUAGUCCUCCCUCUCUCUGCAGCUAGCAAUUUUUAUUCAAAUUAUUCGUGGAAUAUAGAUACUUGUAUUGAAUUUUGAGCAUCAAGAGUAUAAUCACUAACAUGUAGUGGUGUUAUUUAU